UUAGAAUUCACGCACGAAAACGAACGGUGACUGUUUAGCAGCAUGCAGCAUGCUGGUUGCACGCGUCUUAGCAGUUCCGCCAGUUAGAGUUGGGCUGCGGCCGUGAGUUGACGUCUGUGCAAAAAAAUUGUGAACGGUUGAAAAAUUAUUGACUGAGAAAUGGGUGAGAAGAAGCGAAAACAGGCCAAAUCGGCUGAUGCAGAGAAUAACGAGCUUGGACAAAAUUCUCAAAAGGCAGAAAUUCAAAAAUUUGCGAAACAAUGUAAAAACGAGAUUUCAUAUAGAAACUUGUGCCAGUCGAUGGCCCUCACUGUUGUUUUUUUCAUUCUUCAUGUCGGCGGAUUGAUGUACGAAUUUUAUUUGAUUAUUCACCAUUACAGCGAGAAAGAUUAUUGGUAUGGCCGGUUCAUCUCGCUGUUUGUCGUUAUCACUUCAUUUUUAAUGACUGCUAGAAGUUACUUUUUUUAUAAUGAAAAAAAAGACACGUACAACGCCAGAAAUUGGUUGCCAGACGAAGAGUAUACAUAUUUCAACUGGGCAAUCAAGUGGAUAUUGGGUGCUGUUUGCCUUAUUCCUAGGUAUUUUUUUAUAAUUAAAUUCACCUGGAAAUCAAUGCAAGCAAAAAAGAGAAUGAAUGACGCUGCCAACGACAUUUAUUUCGUCGCCAUGAUUUGGGAAGGUGCGGAGUUGACUAUACUAUGCCAGUUUGAUUGCUUCGUGAAAUCAGCCUCGCAACUUUUGCUAAACCUUUACGUCGCGGAGAAAGAUGGAUUUAAUUUUAAACAUUAUUCGUCUAUUUUUUUAAUUAUAUCCGCCACAAGUUUGACAUUGUCAUUGGUCUCUUAUGACCAGAAAAUCAGUUUAAUGAAGGGAAUCGAAGACGACAAUGAAAACCAAAAGAACCGAUCGAAUGGCAUCGUCAUGGAUUUCCAGACGUUUCCUGACAGUGACAAUCCUACCAUCAAUUGCAUUAAACAGAUAAAUUGGAAGAAGAGCUUCAUUCUAUUCUUCGCUAAUUCAUUUUCCAUAGUUGCGCGAUUCACUGCCCUAAGCUUAUUUUCGUCCGUCUACGGUUGGUAUAUUUGGCCGUACUGCCUUUCCCACCUGAUCAUAACAUUCAUCUUGCAUUGGAAAAAACAUUACGGUUUCAUGGACUCGUUAAGAUUGUCUUUUUUGCACUUAUUCGCGUACUUGCAUCCACUCCAGACCCAGUUGGACCAAGAGAAACACCCUCGAUUCGACCCCGGCUGGUAUCUGCCUAUCCGCUUCAUCGAGAAUGUAAUCCUCAUGACAUUGUGGAGUCUAAUUUUUCUCUCAUCUUCUACCUGGAACGAACCGACAUUCCUAGUUCCUUGGAUCGUCCAAAUUGGGACGAGUGUGUUCAGUUUCGUAUUUUUCUAUUUCUUGAAAACGGUUCAACAGAAAGAGGCCUAAUUAAUUUUCUAAAGAAGAAUUACCUUUAACGUGUAAAACACCAAAGUUUAUGUUUUGUUCUAAUAAACAUUUGAUGAUAAAGAA
Daphnia pulicaria is the source of this 1518-nucleotide messenger RNA. RefSeq lists its product as uncharacterized. The record is from RefSeq and is a predicted model, not a curated record. The transcript has 5 exons. Bases 160 to 1434 code for a protein of 424 amino acids. Gene Ontology annotation, biological process: phosphatidylserine exposure on apoptotic cell surface; apoptotic process involved in development; engulfment of apoptotic cell. Gene Ontology annotation, cellular component: plasma membrane. NCBI's taxonomy places the organism in Eukaryota, Metazoa, Arthropoda, Branchiopoda, Diplostraca, Daphniidae.